This is a messenger RNA of Ustilaginoidea virens, 252 nucleotides long. RefSeq lists its product as uncharacterized. The record is from RefSeq and is a predicted model, not a curated record. The coding region runs from base 1 to 252 and encodes 83 amino acids. Lineage: Eukaryota; Fungi; Ascomycota; Sordariomycetes; Hypocreales; Clavicipitaceae. The transcript has a single exon.
AUGCAAAAGAAAGGCCCGGCUGCCAAAAAGUUUGUCGCUGAUCGCAUUCGCGGAAGUGGCUACGGCUCGAGACGCUCCCGUAAUCGUCUUGGCAGAGACGAGACACAAUGGGUCGCGACGUGCCUAGGGAUCGAGGGCAUCAUGGCUGGCCAGCCUCUAGCAGCCAUCGUCAACCGUCAACCGUCAACCACCAUGCAAUGCAACCCCCCGUCUCCAACCAACUGCGGCGGUGCCUCGGAUGCUGCGCCAUGA